AUGAAGACAGACAGGGCUUCAGAACAUGCAAGACAUGCUGCCCGCAACGUUCAACCGUCGAUAAUGAACAAACGGAGCGUCUUCACGACGGUGACUCCUCUGCCGGCCUACAUCACCCGCGAGAUGGUGGUGAGGACGCUGCACGAACACAGCGAGAUGAUCAAGCUGAACCCCCUGGUCAUCGACUUCAAGAAGUGCUCGCCGCCAUCCCACGCCCCGCCAGACGAAUUCCACUGCAUCUGGUACGAGCUGACGGACAGGGUGCAGUACCUGCCUGGCGGUCUGCUGUCCGGCAACGUUUCGUACAAGGCCUGCUUCCACGACCUGCCCGGCGGCCUACAGACUCACGUCUACGCUCCCACCGGCCUCGACAUCCAGGAGAAAUGGAGUGUGGGGGGCAACAUGCCGGGCGAACCUCGAGAGACGGUCGAGCUGGGCCUACUGGGGGCGCCACGAGAGGGACUCUAUCUGCGUGAGGACGUCAAUAUGCGCUGCAACGUCCUGACGACGGGUUUCGUGAAGAGGACGCUGCGCCGCGCGCACAGCGUGCUGGUCGACCGCUUGAUAUUUAGGGCCGAUAUCGAGGAGCAGAAGCGGGCAGGCUCAGAGACGGCAACGACGCCUUCACUCUCGCCGUCGCUGAUCCACCAGGAGCGGAUGGCUCACUGCUCCAGCUGGGCCAACAGCGUCAACAGAGCCUCGCAGUCGAUGUCGAUAUCGACGGACCACCAGCAGCAGCUCUCCCAUCCGCCGCUGAGUACUAGGGGUUCGAUCUCGGAAAUCGACAGUCAACAUCCUCCACAGACCGCACAGAAUCAACCGAAGGUCUUUGAGCUGGCGUGA
Microsporum canis CBS 113480 is the source of this 843-nucleotide messenger RNA. RefSeq lists its product as hypothetical. NCBI's taxonomy places the organism in Eukaryota, Fungi, Ascomycota, Eurotiomycetes, Onygenales, Arthrodermataceae. The transcript has 2 exons. The coding region runs from base 1 to 843 and encodes 280 amino acids. The record is from RefSeq and is a predicted model, not a curated record.